AUGUCAGACAAUAAUAAACUUAAAGAAAGGCUUGGAUUUUUAUCUCUUUAUAGCUAUAUUGUUGGUUUGACACUUUUGACAGAAUCAACUAGAUUAUUUGAUAUAGCAGCACAUCUUCAGCUUCCAAUUCUUGGAUUUGGUACUGAUAGGGCAUCUGCAGAAUUUAAUGUGCAAAACCAACUUAUGCAAGUAGAAACAUGUAAAAGAUUAAUUUUUAAAGAUAAACUUUACA
Molecule: messenger RNA, 232 nt
Organism: Scutellospora calospora
Lineage: Eukaryota; Fungi; Glomeromycota; Glomeromycetes; Diversisporales; Gigasporaceae
Source: the annotation of a GenBank genome assembly